Molecule: messenger RNA, 652 nt
Organism: Exaiptasia diaphana
Lineage: Eukaryota; Metazoa; Cnidaria; Anthozoa; Actiniaria; Aiptasiidae
Product: 60S ribosomal protein L9
Exons: 5
Coding region: 39-608 (189 amino acids)
Biological process (GO): cytoplasmic translation
Cellular component (GO): ribosome; cytosolic large ribosomal subunit
Molecular function (GO): structural constituent of ribosome; rRNA binding
Source: RefSeq, a predicted model, not a curated record
GUCUUCCUCUUAGCCAUCUUCGUUCGAAGGUCUCAGCCAUGAAGACAACUUUGGCAUCACAGACAGUGGAAAUCCCGGACGAUGUCCAGGUAUUUCUUAAGAGCCGUGUGGUCACAGUUAAAGGUCCCAGGGGAACUUUAAAGCGCAACUUCCGUCACUUGAGACUUGAGUUGACAAAAGUCGGAAAGAACAAAAUAAGAGUUGAUGUGUGGUUUGCUUCUCGAAAAGAGUUGGCCUGUGUUAAAACCAUUGUUAGUCAUAUUGAGAAUAUGAUCAAGGGAGUCAUCUAUGGCUUCAGAUACAAGAUGCGUUCAGUCUAUGCUCAUUUUCCUAUCAACAUCACCAUUCAAGAAGAUGGAAAACUUGUAGAAAUCAGAAACUUUUUGGGUGAGAAGAUUAUCAGAAGAGUUCGUAUGAGAGAUGGUGUUAGCUGUUACAACUCACCAGGUGUCAAAGAUGAGAUCACUCUCGAUGGCAAUGAUUUAGAACUUGUAUCAAACUCUGCUGCUCUCAUCCAUCAAUCAACACUUGUCAAAAGAAAAGACAUCAGAAAGUUCUUGGAUGGUAUCUAUGUUUCUGAGAAAACCACUGUUGUUGCAAUGGACUAGUGCCAUGGAUGACUGAAAAUGUGUAAUAAAGAAUAUCAUCUUGA